Thrips palmi is the source of this 4997-nucleotide messenger RNA. Its product is annotated as collagen alpha-2(IV) chain-like. NCBI's taxonomy places the organism in Eukaryota, Metazoa, Arthropoda, Insecta, Thysanoptera, Thripidae. The coding region runs from base 391 to 4896 and encodes 1501 amino acids. The record is from RefSeq and is a predicted model, not a curated record. The transcript is spliced from 2 exons.
CGAGGCCCUAGUACACCGCCGGCUGCAGCGACAUGGAGGGAGCUCCGUCGCACCGAGGGGCCGGAACAUGACGCAGCUGAAGCGGACCCGUGCCGAAUUUCGCGGCGAAAGCCAUCGGCGCUCCGAGGCGGGCUCCAGGCGCCACAACAAGGCCCGCGGCGCGCCCUGUCGAUACGACCGAUAAUUGGAAGAGCGGCACUGCGGCCUGUUUCGCGAGGGUUUGAUCAAGGGUUCACUGGUCAAGGGUCCAUUCGGUCCAAGGGCCCCACCAAGGACCGGCCUAGGAUUGGACCUGCACUGAACACGGGUCUGAACAAGGAUCGGACCAAAAAGCUGAGCAAGGAUCUGCACUAAGGGUCCGCCCGAUAAGAAUCCGCCAAGGGUCUGAUCAUGUUCGGCAGGAUCCAAGCUGGCUUUAAGUGCGGUGCAUUCGUCCUGCUCCUCAGCUCCUUGGCCCUGCUGGCGGCUACCAUCCCGACGGCCACGUGCACGGAGACGUCGCUCGGCCGAAGCGCCGGCAGGCCCAAGCGGCAUCUGCACUUCGUUGUCGGAAGAAAGCGGAAGCCGGGCCGUCACGACGGUGGCGACGCAACGGUUAUCGACGCUGGCAGUAACGGCAGCACCGUGCUGGUCGGGAGCCUGUCCUCCGGGAGCACCGCGUCUUCCGGGGUAAACGUCGGCGGUGGCGGUGGCGGCACGCCCCCCGGAAGUGCUGGAGUGAACAUCGGCGCCAGCGGGGACGCCGCGAGCCGCGUCGGUACCAACGGCCAGUCUCCCGAUAGCGGCGGGAACGCCUACGCCGCCGGGGGCUACGCACCUGGCAGCUACCCGUCGGGAAGCUACACGCCAGGCAGUUAUUCGUCUGGCAGCUACGACCCAGGGAACUAUAACCCAGGCAGCUACACCCCAGGUAGCUACGCCCCAGGAAGCUACACCCCAGGAAGUUACACCCCAGGCAGCUACACCCCAGGCAGCUACACCCCAGGAAGCUACGCCCAAGGGAACUACGCACAAAGCGAAUACUCUGCUGCUGCCACCGACCAAUGGGCGGCGCCACUCGGCUACGCUAACGGCGGCGUCUCCGGCGGCUACUCCGGCGACCGCACUGGCAUCGGAGAGGGCGCGGCCUUUCCAGGCGCAGUGGGCUACGCAGCGCAGGGCACGUCAACCCAGGGCGGCGGUGGCUUCGACAGCAGUGGUCCUACUCGAUUCUCAGCGGGAAUGGGCGGGCCAGCGAGUUACAUAGACGGCCGUGGCCCCGACAACGCAGACAGUGGCUCACUCGACAUCGCUGUGGGUGGCGCUGACGGUACUCAGGGCGGGGAAUCUGGAUCUUGGUCGGGCAAGAGGCCACACUCAAACGUGAACGUCAAUUUUGGGAACAAUGAUGGGGUGGUUGUGGGCCAGCAGGGCCAGGGUGCGAGUGGGGGUCGCAGAGGACAAAGUUCUAGUUUUUCUGGCGAGGGCGGAGGCGAAAACAAAGCGGGUUCCGGUGGCGAGGAAGGCGGUUUGGCGGGUGGCAGAACUGGUGCGGGGGCGACCGCGCAGGAAAAUUUCUCAGACAGUAAUGUUCCUUUUCCGCGCCCGCCGCAGGGGCCGCAGGGCUGGGGUGGCGGCGAGUACCGUCCUCCUGGAAUGCGGCCCCCGGUAAACACGGGUACUAACGGCGGCACCAAUGUUGCUCGCCCCGAUUUCCAGGCAAACUUUCAAAAUUCGGCCAACCAGCAGGCUGCUGCAGCGGGGUCUGCGUCUCUACCGUAUUCACAAAAUAGAGAGCCGGGGCCAAAUUCACAAUAUCAGUUUUCAGGUGGGGGGUCAGGUGGAGAGGAGUACAGACCUGAACAGUCAGACGAUGGAUACGCAGAAGCACCGUCGCCGCCUAUCAUGAUGAGUGGGCAGGGCUAUUCCAACGCGGGGGUCAAUAUUGGUGGCGUUGGAAGUGUUCCCAAUCCUGCGGAAUCGCAGAGGCCACUCUCACGGCCGAGCAGCGGCAACGCGCCAAGUACAAUCCACCUGGGACCGCAAACAAUUGGGCAAAAUUCUGCCAUCCGGCCUGGCCACCUUCGUCCGCCAAAUCUAUCCGUAAGUAGUUCAAAUGUCGGUGGAAGUUUGCAGAGUGCGAGUAUGACUGGGAGCAAUUCAAACGUCCCUCGCCCUCAACAAAUACCAGAAAAGCUGCCGUCUGGAGGUGGUUGGCAAGGAGCUCGACGAAACAAUUCUCGUCCUUCCGGCAUGGCUGGUAACCUUCCGUCUGCUGGUGGUAGUAUGGUUGGCGGAAGUGGAAAUUUUCCUCACCCUCGGCCAAUGCCAGAAAAUAUAUCACCUGAAAAUGGUAUGCAAGGCGGGCGACCAAACUAUUCCCGUCCUCCAGGCAUGACCGGUAACUUCCCUACCGGAGGUAGUAAUAAUAAUUUCCCGCGCCCCCAAGCGAUUUCGGGAAACUUUUCAUCAGGUCAGAAUCAUCAAGCUGGACGACCGCACUUUUCCACUCCGUCAGGCAUAUCGGUUAACCUCCCUGCUGGUAAUGGGGGCAGUGGCAAUUUUCCUCGCCCUCCAUCAACAUCAGAAAACCUGUCGUCCGGAACCGGCGGUAUGCAUGGUGGGCGGCCAAAUUUCCCCCGUCCUCCAGGCAUGUCGGGUAACUUCCCUUCUGCUGGUGGGGCUGGUGGAAACUUUCCUCGCCCUCAGUCAAUGCCAGAAAAUCUGUCACCAGGAACCAGUGGCAUGCAGGGUGGAAGACCAAAUUCUUCUCGUCCUCCAGGCAUGUCGGGUAACUUCCCACCUGCUGGUGGCGGCAGUGGAAACUUACCUCGUCCUCAGUCAAUGCUAGAAAAUUUGCCAUCCGGAGCGGGCAGCACGCAGGUUGGGAGACCAAACUUUUCCCGUCCUCAAGGCAUAUCAGGAAACUUUCCUUCUGCAGGUGGAGGCAUGCCUGUGGGCAAUGGAAAUAUGCCUCGCCCUCCAUCAAUGCCAGAAGGCAUGUCAUUUGGAGGAGGCAUGCAAGCUGGGCGACCAAAUCUUUCUGGCCAGUCCGGUAUGUCAGGGGUAGGGGGAGGCCUGUCACAAGGUGGGAGCGCGGGACUCCCAAGCAAGCUACCUGGGACAAGUGGUGGGUUGUCUAGCGUGGGUGGUAGCUUGCCAUCCUUACCCAAACCCCCAAGCAUGUCAGGUCUGCCGGGUAGUAAUAUGCCUUCCUUUCCUCGUCCUCCAAAUGUAGGCGGAGGAAUGCCAAAUUUUUCACAACCACCCGGACUGGGAGGAGGGCUUCCAUCAGGUGGUGGUGGUAGUGGGCUAUCAGGAAACAUCCCUGUAGGAAGUAUGGGGCUGCCAACCUCCGGAUCUGGCUUACCAAGGCCUCCAAGCAUAUCGGGAGGAAACUUGCCUUCCUUGCCCCGCCCACCAGGGCUUUCAGGGAUGGGCGGGGGAAUGCCCAAUUUUUCACAACCACCUGGACUUGGAGGAGGGAUUGCGUCAGGUGGAGGCGGCGGGCUUUCAGGCAACAUUCCUGGAGGAAGUGGGGGUUUGUCAGGCAUCAGUUCUGGUCUGCCAAAGCCUCCUAAUAUAUCGGGUGGAAAUUUGCCUUCCUUGCCCCGUCCACCAGGAAUGAGUGGAGGAAUGCCUAAUUUUUCCCCACCCUCCGGAUUGGGAGGAGGGCUUUCCUCAGGCGGAGGUGGUGGGCUUUCAGCCAACAUUCCUGGGGGAAGUGGGGGGUUGUCAGGCAUGGGUUCUGGCCUGCCAAAGCCACCAAGCAUAUCAGGCGGAAAUUUGCCCCGUCCACCAGGAUUUAGUGGAGGAAUGCCCAAUGUUUCCCCACCAUCCGGAUUGGGAGGAGGGCUUUCUUCAGGCGGAGGCAGUGGGCUUUCGGGGAACAUUCCUGGGACAAGUGGUGGGUUGGCAGGCAUGGGAUCAAACUUGCCCGGCUUGCCAAAACCACCAAGCCUGUCGGGAAGCCUACCGAGUGGUAGUUUACCAUCCCUGCCCCGACCGCCAGGACUUUCGGGAAUGAGUGGAGCUUCUGCACUACCCGGAACGGGCGGCAAUUCACCUGGGGGCACCUUACCAAUGGGAAUAGGGUGCGGUCACAUGUCUGGUCACCACCAACACCACCAACACAUGAUGCAGGUGAUGCACGAUAAAGCCGAGACGGUCAAAGCCAUUCUGGAAACUGCGGGCAGGGUGGCGAGCAGCAUGCAAGGAGGUGGAGGGCUGCAGGGCAUGGGAGGUGGUACAGCAAAUCAAGGUGGAGGUAUCGGCGGAAGUUUACCUACGCUACCUAGCACUCCUCAGUUGCCAGGAAUGGGAAGUAGUGGUUUAGGUGGAAGUGGAGGACUGUCUGGGGGAAGCAUGCCUAAUUUGCCAAGUGUGCCAGGAAUGGGCAGUGGUUCAGGUGGUGGUGGAGGUAUAUCGGUAGGAAGCAUGCCCAAUUUGCCAAGUGUGCCAGGAAUGGGUAGUGGUGGUCUAGGUGGAAGUGGAGGUCUAGCGGCGGGAAACAUGCCUAAUUUGCCAAGUGUGCCAGGAAUUGGAGGUGGCUUGGGCAGUAGUGGCCUUGGUGGUGGAAGUCUGCCCAAUUUACCAAAUAUUCAAGGCGUUGGAGGAGGUCUAGGGAGCGGUAAUUUGCCUAGUUUGCCUAGUGUACCGGGUUUUGGAAGUGGUGGACUCGGAGGGGGAGGAGGGCUUGGCGGAGGGUCUCUCCCUAGUUUGCCAAGCUUACCAAAUCUGCCAGGAGUUGGAGGAGGCAUAGGGAAUGGGGCACUUCCACAUUUACCAAGUUUGCCUGGAAGUGGUGGGAGUCUGGGAAGUAGUGUCCUCGGGGGAGGUGGCAAAGUAGGCGGGGCAAGCGUCCCUGGGAUACCUCAAUUGCCACGUCCGCCGAGUAUACCGAAUGUGUUUGGGUAAAACGUAAGUUAAGUGAAAAAGAGUUUAAUUUAAGAAAUAAUACGACUGAUAAAAAUUUUACAAAUAAAUGUACUGUUAACGAUCAAUGUUUGCCAUUUUUC